GGGGCAAGCUAGCGGCAGUCGAUCCUCCGAUCCGACAGGCACGAACGUGUCGACUUUAGUUAUUAAAACGUUUAAUUUUAUAAAUAUUUACAAAAUAUCCAUCAAAACUUGCAUUGCAUCACACACAUCGUACAAAGUGAAAUCUGUGACUGAAACGAAAACUUUUCAAGCGUGUCCGGGCCUGGGUUGAAAAUACGAAUCUCGAAUCGGCCACUAACGAGCAGCCAUUUGACUUUCGAGUUUCGGGUACGAAUUCGUGUAUCAACCGAAUGUGAUGUUAAUUCCAGAUUUUCACUUACGGAAACGGCUUACGUAGACGACUAGCGGUAAAACGCCGCCCGCGCCGCACGCGAGUUAAGUAACCGUCAGGUUUCUAAAGUGCUUUCGGAGUCGUGAAUUUUCGUUUGUUCGGGACUCGAAACUAUCCCGUUAGUGACAUUAGUAUGCGAGUGAGCUGUUAACUCGUCUUAUAAUUGGACAGUGUGGUUGAGAGUGCAGUGAGACAGUACAUGGCGCUAUGAUUAGCGGAGGUUGGGUAUGCGCGUUGCAUGUCCGGACCGCGGGUCUUGGGGGCGCCGCGCUCGGCUCCGACGAGGAAGAGAUCGUGUACCUCGCCUAUGUCGUCAUAGACGUCCUUACUAACCAGGUGAUAGGAGAACGUGAAUACGCAGUGCGACCGACGAGGCGGCCAUCAGAAGAACUACAAACAGGUCAGCCCUUGGACAUUGUGGUGCAACAAUUCGACGAGUUCGUGCGUUCGCUACAAGUGGACCCUCACUCCCCGCUCUUCAGGCUCGUCACAGACGGACAGCCGCCGCUCAGACAAUGUCUCCAUCCAGAAGCAUGCAGCAAGGAGCUGACGCUACCAACGUACUACGCCCGUUUCCACGACUUACGCAAGGAGUACGUGCGUGCGUACACACUGCGCGCGGUGACGCGUGCUCAACCCGCCCCUCCGCCGCCCGAACACCCGGCCUCUAUCGUCGACAUGGUUAACUAUUUAGGUAUAACACCGUAUACUGGUGAGAAUUUUUACGCGGCAGAAGUCAAAGACAUGGCUAGUAUUAUACAAAGGAUAAUCGCGGAUGGUUUCAGAUUAGAACUGCCUGAGACGAUCGACCUUGUUUUGGAGACUGGAAUUUGCUCAAAAGACGAUGAUAUUGACGGAAACUGUAUAGUACGAGCUAGAGGUCUUCCCUGGCAAUCAUCAGACCAGGACAUCGCUAAAUUCUUCCGAGGACUCAAUGUGGCCAAGGGUGGAGUAGCUCUGUGCCUCUCCCCUCAGGGUCGACGCAACGGUGAGGCGCUCGUCCGCUUCGUGUCGCAAGAACACAGGGACAUGGCGCUUAAACGGCAUAAGCACCACAUCGGGCCGCGGUACAUCGAGGUGUACCGUGCCAGCGGCGAGGACUUCUUGUCUGUGGCAGGUGGUGCCACUUGCGAGGCGGCCGCAUUUCUGUCACGUGGGGCGCAAGUUAUAGUGCGCAUGCGCGGCCUGCCCUACGAUGCGACUCCGCAACAAGUUCUGGAAUUCUUCUCAAUUGGUGAUGAUCCAGUCCAAGUGCUCGAUGGUGCUGAGGGGGUGUUGUUCGUGAGGCGAGCGGACGGCAGAGCGACGGGCGAUGCCUUUGUCCUUUUCGCAAAAGAGGAUGACUCGCCGAAGGCUCUCUCGCGACAUCGCAAGCUGAUAGGCGCGAGAUACAUAGAGCUAUUCCGAUCUACUACAGCGGAGGUCCAACAGGUACUUAAUCGGUCGCUGGAAACCCGGACCAGCCAGGCCAGCACGCCGUCCACAGCGAGCGCGCCCGCCGAGGGCCUGCUGCCCGUGGCGCUGGUCCCGCAACACGUCAUCACCUCCGGCACCGCCAAGGACUGUGUGCGACUGAGGGGACUGCCUUACGAAGCCCAAGUUGAACACAUACUGACAUUCUUGGACGAGUUCGCGAAGAACAUCGUGAUGCAAGGCGUGCACAUGGUGUACAAUUCACAAGGCCAUCCGAGUGGUGAAGCGUUUAUCCAAAUGGAUAGCGAAGCCAGCGCUUUCCUGUGCGCGCAGCAGAAGCACCAUCGGUAUAUGACCUUCGGCAAGAAGCAGCGGUACAUCGAGGUGUUCCAGUGCUCCGGCGACGACAUGAACUUGGUGCUGACCGGCGGCGUCACCCCCGCCACCUCCCCCAAGGUGCUCUCCCCCGGUCCAGUGACGUACUAUUACCCAGCGAUGGGGCCGACGUUACCGCCGCCCCUCGUCUACUGGGGCUACCCCACGCCGCCAGUGUCGCCGGCGCAUUAUUACCAUCCGCCGCAUCAUCCCCAAACUAUGAUACCGGAAGUAGUGUCAGUAGGUGGGGGAUCACCGCUCCCCAUCCCACCCCCAGCCGCUUGCCCCGAAUGGCCUAUUUUCAUGGUCAACUAGGUGAUAUUUUAAGAUCGUCGAAUUUAUAUAAUUCUUCGUGAUCUUUCAAAAUUAAGUCGUAUAACAAUGAUAUGACAAUAUCGCUCAAAUUUAGAUCAUAGACGCUUAGUUAUAUCCCAAUAGAUAUAAUAUAAUAUAUUUCUAAAAUAGUAGAAGUGAUAAGAUCUAUGCAAUACCGUAGUUUUCCUUACAAACCAAAGUGUUACAAAUUGCUUAUGUAAUAAAACGUCACAUAGAUAACGCAAAUAUAUUUCAAUUUUUAAUCUGCGUACAAAGAAUAUUUAAGGCAUCCACGUUAUACAUAAAUUAAGAAAUUUAUUUAAACAUUUUUAACUAAAUAUUACAUAUAGUCUAUAUAUUAUUUAUCAGAAAUAUAUCUUCGUAAAUGUAUAUUUUAUUCUAUUAUAACUUUUGUCUAUUAUAGUCUGGGGUCGUUGUUUUUUUUUUUCUUUUUACGAAAUUCGUCUUCUUGUGCACAUCUAUGGCACACCUUUUGAAUGAUAUAACUUUUGUUCCUGUUCAUUUACAAUAAAUUAAAAAAACAAUCAAGUUCAAUUUUUCAUAAAUAUUAAAAAAUAUAUGUUAGUCAAAAAUAAAUCGCAGCUUGCCAACGAAUUCAUGAAUAAUUGAUAUUAUUUCAGUCAAUGAACGGCUCAAGUAACGUGAUAUUAUGAUAUAUUUCUCAUGUUUAGGUAAAUCAACUAUCAAUGUUACUCGCACCCAAUGAGUAUUUCGUUUUAAGAUAUGAAGUUUUAACGUUACAUAAUAAUUGAUCGCCGCGUGUUUAUAAUGUUCAUUUUAAAUAUUUUAUUUAUUGUUGAUCAUUUGGAUAGUAAGGAAGGAUUUUAUUAAAUGAAAUAAAAUAAUAUAUUCUUAGUUUAAACUAUAAUAUUUAAUAGGUACACCUAUUAUGCAAAUAAUUUUCUAGUUAUAAACAUCAUUUGACGUAUGGCGCCAAUUAAAUUAAAACAUUAAAAAAAAAAAAAACAAUUGUUAAAUUAUUGUAUUUUUUUUAGUUUAUUAGUCAUCAUUAUAACGUUUCUCGAAAAACAGUGAUAUUAAGGUGCUGAUUCACGUUUUAGCAAAGAACCAAAUAUCUACUUGUAAUCAUUUAUAAAUUUAGUGUAAGACAACGCUCAAUUAGUUUAGAAAAUAGAAAUAAAAUUAAGACAAACAGAACUAUAUAUAAUGCCAUAAGGAUAAGUUGACGAAAUCUGACUGUUUAUACUUUUUUUUUUUAUUCGAAGUUUAAAAUCUUGUCGUGGUUCUAAAAAAGCAAUAAUAAUAAUAAUAAUUCGUCAAAAUAAGUAAACGCGUAAAACAAAUACAUGCAAAUGAUUUAACAGUGAUAGUAUUUAAAUUUUCUUCGUGAUUCUACAUCGACGUUUCAUGUUUAUUUUACUAGGUUUUUUUUUUUUAAAGCAAAUUAAGUAUUCGUAAAAAACGGUUAUAACAAUGUUAAUCAAAAUUAUAAAAUUCUAUGAUAUCGAGUCACCUUUAAACAAAUCUAUUAAUUUAGUACUGAAAUCAAAAUAAAUCACUUAUAAUAAAAUACAGAUCGUUUUAAAUGUUUGAAACAGUCACAAAAUCAUUAAUCUCAUUAAUUUAAACAAAAUAGUAUAAUUUAGUGAAAUACUUGAUGCCCUACAGCUAUAACAGGAUAAAUGUUAGUGUUAAAUUUAGUUUUUGUAUUUAGUUCAAGAAUCAGCAUAAUACUAAUGUUAGUUGAAUAAGGUUUAAAACAACAAAAUCAAAUGUCUUCCGAUUGUUUUAUAAAUAAUGUAUCUUUAAUUCGUCACUUGUGAUAAGAUGAAUUAGUAUAAUACUAUUAAUGUUAUAAUAAAUUACGUUAGAAUAUAGUUAAUAUAGAAAUAGAAAAAAAAAAUCAAUUGGAUAUCUUUUUUAAUUUGAUAUUGAAAAAAAAAACUAUUUUAAUGUCUCGCUAUUGCACGGAAAUCUAAAAUCAGAAAAAAAAUGAAUACGUCAUUUCGGCUAAAUAAAAAAAAAAUAUUUCAAUUCGUUUCCGUUUUAACAAAGAUUUUUAUUUAAAAAUAGUAUUUAGUUGUUGUGGCAAUAAAUUUAGUGCCUUGAAACCCUCGAAUCGAACUGGUAGCGCUGGAGUCAUAUUUAGACGGUAUAUUUAUGCAUCAAAUUGUCUAUGGGCUACAUCCUUGCCAUAAACAAGGCCUCUCCAAUGCCACUUUGAUUCGAGUACUAAGCCUGAUGGUCAGUUUUAGAAUAAUUACUAAUUCUCGUAAUGAACUAGGUUUUUCCUAAGUACAUAAAUAACAUCACGUCAUUAUUAUCUAAAUCGUAAGUUUUAGGAAAAUAUAAAGAAACCUAGUGAUUUUAUCCAUGACUUCGAAGCAAUCAUGACUAUAUUAAUUUAAGUAUUCUGUUAUUUAAAAAAAAAACAUUUUAAUGAAUAAUUAUCGUUAAAUCUUUGUUAAUUAUAUUCAAAAAUUAAAAAAAAAAGUUUCGUUUUAAUUCUAGGAGUAUUUAAAUAUUCUAUAUGUAAUAAUCAGGAAUCGAAUCUGAUUUUUAAUAUUUAAUAUAUUUACCUAAUAAAAUUAUAUCAUUAAAAUAUAAAAGUAUGUAAUUUUUUUUAUUUUUUUAUUAUAAAAAUAUAUUUAUUCUGUUAUCUGUACCGAAAUCACAGGAAUAAAAUGUCCAGUGAGUUCUUUGUUAAGUGAUUUUAUUAGCGAAAUAUAUAGAAUUGUUACCUAUGAUGUAUAUGUAUUCAUAUAUAAAAAAACAUUGUUGUAUGACGAAUAUAUAUAUUUUAGUGUGUAUGUCAUACCACACUCAAAUAAAAAAAUCAAUAAAAAAUCACUAUGAAUUGAUAACAAAAAAAAUUAAGGAUUUCUGGUUGUGCUGUGCACAUCAUUAUUUUACCAACGUCACUUUAGAAUUUUUUUAAUAUUUAGUCGUGUUAUUUGAUUGAUAUAAAUUGAGUGUGGUAGAGACUUUGACUUAUUGUUAGAUUAGUCAAAAUAGAUGUGCAAUGUUUAGAAUUAGAUUUGAUCUUUAAUACCAAAACAGUUUUGGUUUAUUAUCAUACAAAGUAGUGAAUUGUUUUAAUAAAUAAAUUAAUUAUA
Messenger RNA from Vanessa tameamea, 5511 nucleotides. RefSeq names its product RNA-binding protein fusilli (gene fus). Gene Ontology annotation, molecular function: mRNA binding. Lineage: Eukaryota; Metazoa; Arthropoda; Insecta; Lepidoptera; Nymphalidae. The transcript has 16 exons. The record is from RefSeq and is a predicted model, not a curated record. The coding region runs from base 518 to 2413 and encodes 631 amino acids.